UAAGGUGAGAGGCUAAAACUUACUAAUUUUGUAAGAUAAAAGGUUAAAAGUGUCAUAUUAUAAGAUGAGGAGCUAAAACCUACCAAUUUUAUAAGGUGAGGGGCUAAAUGUUGGUUUUUGCCGAUCACUAUUUACCCUACUCUACCUUUCUCGCCCCUUUCAUCUCCUGUCAUUUUCCCUUCUCCGCUCAUCUUCCCACCCAGAUCACUGAUCCAGCGAUCUAUUCUCUUCUUUCUCCCUUUGCACAUUUUUCUGCCUUCCUUUCUCUCCCCCCUUCAUAUUGCUCACCGACAUAACCAUAGAUCUGAGUCCCUUUCCCUUUCCUUCUCACGAGCUUGGGCAAGGACACCCAGAUCUGCAUGUCCUCGCCAUCACGCAGAACCCCUGGUCACAAUUAAGAAAUUCUAUUAUUCUAAGUAUUUCAAGCCUUUUUUUAAGUGACUGAUUUAUUUCUCUUGGUUGGUAGUGAUCCAAAAUCUGAUUACGAAGGAUGUCAUGGGCACAGGGCAUGGCAGACCCUCUCAAGUUGAUCAGCAAAAUGAAGGGGUUGCUUUGCCUUUGAGGACAGACCUGAAGCAGACGGAUAGGAAACGGAAGAUACGCUGUAAGGAUUAUAUGGACGAGAAUUCGAGGUUGCUUCAUGAGAAGGCUGUGCUACAGCUAGAGUUCGAAAGACUCAAAACUUUCUGCCCUUCUCCACGAGAUCAGAAUUUCUCUACUUAGAUGCUGGCCGAAAAUGUCAGAACUUCUUACUCUGUUAUUCUAGUAGAGAAGUAAAAACAGAGAGUAAAGUUGAGAAGCAUUUCUCUCUUUGAGGUUCUAGAGAUUUGAGAGAUUUGAAUUUUAAUUCGAAGAUUAUAGUCCAUCUGUUUACACCAUAAAUUGCAAAAUUUUAGAUUAAUGCCACGUGUAAAAUUUUUAUUGGCUGGAGGAGUUUUGAGCCAUGUCAGAUUCGGAUCCUGGGUCCCAUGACAGAUCAGCACGUGAGUUGGCAAGAUAAGAGAGAUAAAGAUAAUGUUGAGUAAUUAUCUUUUGAAACAGAAAGAGAUAAUGGUAGUUGGCAAGAUAGGGGAGGAUCACAUCUAAAAAGGAGAUUUUAUCUGAUAAAGUUCAGGUGGCAAAAUCUGAAAGGGGUUUAGACUAUGUCAAAGGGUGAGGUGUCCCACUACUCCAACAAACUACCUAGGAUUGAGUAACUGCCGGCACAAAGAGGAACAAAAAGGGAACUUCAGCACAGAAGGAGGACACGGCCAGCCUUACUCAAACAACUGCAACUUUUCAUACUUUGAUUUUCUCUGCACAUGCUUCCAGAUUUCGAUUUUUCAGCACAGAUUUCGUAUUUCAGCACAGAUUCCAUUAGAAUUAGGUUGUUUUUCCUCAUUCUAGUAGACAAAUUUAUUCCUAUAUUCAGUUAAAACAAUUUUCCUUCAUGCAAUGAACUUCAAUCCUUCAA
Messenger RNA from Rubroshorea leprosula, 1453 nucleotides. Lineage: Eukaryota; Viridiplantae; Streptophyta; Magnoliopsida; Malvales; Dipterocarpaceae. The record is from the annotation of a GenBank genome assembly.